AUGGCAAAGGUGGGCCAAUAUUGGAAUCCCGACAAUCUAGGACAGCAGUCUACGGAUAACGGUGUCGUGCCGAAUCUUAAAUGGAGCUUCUCGGACUCAAAAACACGUCUGCUCAAGGGAGGUUGGGUGCGAGAGCAGGUAAUCCAGGACCUCCCACAAAGUCAUGACAUCUCUGCGGCUCAACAGCAUCUUCAUAAAGGUGCAAUUAGAGAGCUCCACUGGCAUCGUGUUGCUGAAUGGGGGUUCGUCUACUCCGGCCGUGUUGUAGUUAGUGCGGUAGAUGAAUUCGGUCGUUACCAAGUUGAGGAAUUGAGUUACGGUGACAUAUGGUAUUUCCCGAAAGGCGCCGCACAUACCAUUCAGGGACUUGACGAGGAGAAUGAAUAUCUCCUUGUAUUCGAUGAUGCUGACUUUGACAAAGUUGGGACAACCUUCAACAUAGAUGACUGGAUCGCUCACACACCAAAAAGCGUCCUCGCCAAGAAUUUUGGUGUAGAUGAAUCAGUCUUCGAUGAUGUUCCAUCUCCAAAUCCGUAUAUCGUCAACGCUACUGUCAGUACCAGAAAUGUGACCGAUGGGCCAGCCGGGACGCUCUCCGGAAAUAGUUCAUAUGUUUACCACACUUUACAACAUCCUGCGGAGAAAGUCCCUGGCAAUGGGGGCGAGUUCCGAAAGAUUGACUCAACAAACUUUCCCAUUAGCAAGACAAUUGCGGCAACGUACGUAACCGUGAAGCCAGGUGGUCUUCGAGAGCUACAUUGGCACCCCAAUGCGGAGGAAUGGUUGUAUUUCCAUAAAGGAACUGCACGCGCGACCGUUUUCAUCGGUAAUGCAGCAGCUCGCACAUUUGACUUUCGUGCCGGAGAUACUGCCGCGUUUCCGGACAACUCGGGUCACUACAUUGAGAACACGUCUGAUACGGAAGAUCUCGUAUGGAUCGAGAUAUACAAGUCAGACAGAGUUGCUGAUAUUCCUCUGAGUCAAUGGUUAGCUCUGACUCCCGCGGAUAUUGUAGCACAAACUCUUAAAGUUCCCAUCGACUUCGUGGAACACAUCAAGAAGGAGAAGCAGGUUCUGAUUGAAUGA
Phaeoacremonium minimum UCRPA7 is the source of this 1086-nucleotide messenger RNA. Its product is annotated as putative oxalate decarboxylase protein. Gene Ontology annotation, biological process: oxalate metabolic process. The transcript is spliced from 6 exons. NCBI's taxonomy places the organism in Eukaryota, Fungi, Ascomycota, Sordariomycetes, Togniniales, Togniniaceae. The coding region runs from base 1 to 1086 and encodes 361 amino acids. The record is from RefSeq and is a predicted model, not a curated record.